AAAAAAGAUAUCUUUUCUCAACUAAAUCAUGGUGUGGGGAGGAAACGACGGUGCUGUAGAUCAGUGGGUAAAACAACUGGAAAGCAACGAUCCUAAGCUUGUAUCUCUCCAUAUUCUGAGCUUUCGUCGACUUUCAACAAAGGAUCUAGCAAGAAUUUUCCAAGCGAUUGCACACAACACAGUACUUAAAGAACUUUAUAUUUCUGGACACGUUCUUGAUGCGGAAUGCAUGGAUCAAUUAAGCGAAGCAUUAACUCUAAAUGAAACACUUGAAGCGCUAAACCUUGGAAACGCUACCUUUGGCAAGGAUCUUGUCCUUUUUGCUUCAUUCUGUGAAGGAUUGGCCGCUAAUGAAGGACUGAUCAAGCUUGAUUUAGAAAAUAAGGGAUUGUUGUCAAACACAGACGAUCAAUAUAAAGCAGUACAGUUACUGGCAGACAGCUUAGCCAAAAAUAGUUGUCUAAAAGAAAUCAACUUGGCAAGAAAUGGAUUAGACGACAGAGCCAUCAGAGCUCUUUCACCUGUGCUCACAAAGCUUUUACGUGUCAGUUUGGCCAUGAAUAAGAUUGGACCCGAAGGUGCAGACAGUCUUUCACAAGUGAUCAAUAAUAACGAUAGUAGACUAGAGGAUCUUGAUCUAUCAGACAAUCCAUUGCUGAGCGGUGCAGCCGUGUUAGUUUCUGCUUUGGCCCAUAAUAAGCAUAUCCGUAAACUGAAGAUGAUGGACGUGGUGUCUGAUAUGGAAGAGGAGAUAAGCUUACCUCCACCAGCUAUGGAACAAACAGAAGGCAAGCUAACAGAAGAAGACAUAAGAAAGAACGAUCCUGCGAGAACAAUACACGGUAAUGCACUGGUAAUUGCUCUUGGUCAGGCACUGGCUACAAACAAAACACUUACACAUAUAUGCUUGGAUAACAACAGUAUCGAAUCAAGCGCACUCCAGCUUUUAUCGUGUUAUCUAUCAGAAUCCGGGGUGCAAGAACUAAAACUUCGUCAGAAUCAAAUUGAUGAUGAAGGCGCUGCCCUUCUUGCUAAGGGCACAACGAAUAACCUUCGCCAUCUAGAGCUGGGAGAGAAUGCCAUUCAGGCCAAAGGUUUUGGAAUAUUGCUGGAUACGAACUUAGAGUACCUGGGCUUGUUUGGAAAUGUCAUCGGUGGAUUUGGUGAAAGCUCUGAGUCACUACCAGCAUUAAGAGAGAGUGGUAUUAAGCAUCUUGACAUUGGCUGUAACCAAAUCGUUCAUCAAGAUUUAGAAGCCAUGGUAGAUGUAUUACUCAAGGAUGGAGUACCGAAGCUCCAAUUGUUAGAGAUGGGAGGAAAUGUUCAAGAUAAAGAAAUAGAUGCUUGGGAGACGACGUUAAAGAGAUUAUUGGAUGAACGUGAAAUAGAUAUCAUUUGGAAGAGACAACCAACUCAGAUGGAAAAUGCUCCUCCUCCUCCUACUAAUCUAUAACUAUCAGAUAUACUCUUAAAUUGUGCUUUUUUUAUCCUACAUAUUUAUGAAUAAAUUGUAUUCAAUAGUAAAGCUAAAGAAGCAC
Molecule: messenger RNA, 1538 nt
Organism: Rhizopus microsporus ATCC 52813
Lineage: Eukaryota; Fungi; Mucoromycota; Mucoromycetes; Mucorales; Rhizopodaceae
Product: RNI-like protein
Exons: 1
Coding region: 29-1453 (474 amino acids)
Molecular function (GO): protein binding
Source: RefSeq, a predicted model, not a curated record